This is a messenger RNA of Micropterus dolomieu (smallmouth bass), 4410 nucleotides long. RefSeq names its product mitogen-activated protein kinase 6 (gene mapk6). Lineage: Eukaryota; Metazoa; Chordata; Actinopteri; Centrarchiformes; Centrarchidae. Gene Ontology annotation, molecular function: MAP kinase activity; ATP binding. The transcript has 8 exons. Gene Ontology annotation, cellular component: nucleus; cytoplasm. Bases 793 to 3078 code for a protein of 761 amino acids. The record is from RefSeq and is a predicted model, not a curated record. Gene Ontology annotation, biological process: protein phosphorylation; cell surface receptor signaling pathway; intracellular signal transduction.
AGUUCAUGAAGGUGGCCUUGUGACGUCACCGCCGCCCUUUCAGCCUAAAUGGCGAUUGCAACAGAUCCGCAGAACUCGAGAGCGGAGAGCAGUCAAACCUCGUCUAGGUUUGAUUAAAUAUAUAACGAAACCAAUGCGACGAAUACGGACUGUUAUUCCCAAGUAAAAUGGAGGAUAGCUUUGAUUGCGACUGUGGCGAGCUUGAGCCACCUGAUCAUUGAGAGCGAAACAUUACUUUGAAGACAUUAAGGUCAAGACUAAUUUCAGUUUCAUAGAUCAGGUGACAGGAAAAUUACAAGAGACAGAUACAUAAAUAAAUCUGAAAACAGUGCAAUUAAGCACAUAUCAUAUAAAGCUGCUCAGGACCAGUCAUACACUGAAUGUAUCUGCACUGUAAACAUGCAACUAAAUGCUUUUAUAGUUUAACAUAGUCUGUGUUUUUUAAUUGGCCCCAUUCCAGUCCAUUCCAUUGCAGUCUAUAAACACUAGUCAAUUAGGAACUGUUCAGUUAAAGAUAUCCACUCAUCGGAGGAGGAAUUAAAUUAUUAUUUUUGUGGCUUAUUCAAGAUGGAAAGAAAGUUUACCCACACAUUAGUGCCCCACAUCUGACAGUGACGGCCAGAUAGGGGGGACUCGGUAGUCGUCUGUACAGGGGUCAGUUAGCUCAGCCUCUAAAGUGGUGGGGGAAUUGUCAGAUAAACUCCUGUUGGUGUUCAAGUUGGACUUGACACCGGUCAGAGACCAAAGCUUAUAGAUAGCAGAAGCUUGGCGCAAACGCCAAAAAUAGACAUCAUGGCAGAGAAGUUUGAGUCACUGAUGAACAUCCAUGGCUUUGAUCUGGGUUCGCGCUACAUGGACUUGAAGCCUCUGGGCUACGGAGGGAACGGCCUGGUGUUCUCAGCAGUUGACACUGACUGUGAUAAGCGUGUAGCCGUGAAGAAAAUUAUCUUGACCGACCCCCAGAGUGUGAAGCAUGCCUUGCGGGAAAUCAAGAUUAUCAGACGCCUCGACCACGACAACAUUGUCAAGGUGUUUGAGACAUUGGGCCCCAGCGGUCGCAGGCUAACUGAGGACGUGGUGUCCCUGACAGAGCUCAACUCUGUCUACAUUGUGCAGGAGUACAUGGAGACAGACCUGUGUCAGCUGCUAGAGAGGGGGCUUCUGUCUGAGGGCCACGCUAGGCUCUUCAUGUACCAGCUCCUCAGGGGCCUCAAGUACAUUCACUCUGCCAAUGUGCUGCACCGCGACCUCAAGCCUGCCAACCUCUUUGUCAACACAGAGGACUUGGUACUGAAGAUCGGGGACUUUGGGCUGGCCCGCAUCAUGGACCCUCACUACUCUCACAAGGGCCAUCUCUCUGAAGGUCUGGUCACCAAGUGGUACAGGUCUCCCCGCCUGCUGCUCUCUCCUAACAACUACACCAAAGCUAUCGACAUGUGGGCAGCUGGAUGCAUCUUUGCUGAGAUGCUCACAGGGAAAACCCUCUUUGCAGGGGCCCAUGAGUUGGAACAGAUGCAGCUGAUCCUGGAGUCCAUCCCUGUACUGCGGGAGGAAGACCGACAGGAGCUCCACAGCGUCAUCCCAGUCUUCAUCCGUAACGACAUGUCCUGUCCUCACACACCACUAGCCAAGUUGCUGCCUGAUGUCAGUGCCCAGGCCCUGGAUUUCCUGGAGAAGAUCCUUACCUUCAACCCCAUGGAUCGCCUGACAGCAGAGGAGGCCCUAGCCCACCCCUAUAUGGCUGACUACUCCUUCCCCCUAGAUGAGCCUAUUUCUCUGCACCCCUUCCACAUUGAGGAUGAAGUAGAUGAUAUCCUGCUCAUGGACCAGAGCCACAGCCACAACUGGGACAGGUAUCAUGAGAGCCAGCUGUCAGAGGCUGACUGGCACUUGCACAGCACCCACGACCCAGACGAAGUUCAGGUGGACCCAAGGGCACUCUCUGACGUAACGGACGAGGAGGAAGUCCAGGUGGAUCCUCGUAAAUAUGCUGAUGGAGAUCGGGAGAAGUUCCUCGAUGAGCCAUCCUUCGACUACUCCACUCUGUUCCUGCCUGAGCGAUCCUGGCAGGACGAUGACGAUGAUGGGCACCACGAGAACAAAUACUGUGACUUACAGUGUAGCCACACCUGUAACUACAAGGCUGUGUCGCCCUCCUACCUGGACAACCUCAUAUGGAGAGACAGUGAAGUCAACCACUACUACGAACCCAAGCUCAUCAUCGACCUCUCCAACUGGAAGGAGCAGCAGAGCAAGGAGAAGGCUGAUCGCAAGGCCAAGAGCAAGUGCGAGAAGAACGGGCUGGUGAAGGCCCAGAUUGCGCUGAAGGAGGCAGAGAAGACCCAGAGUCCGGUGGAGAAGGACAGAGAGCAGGAGAAACACCAGACAGAGAAGCCUCAAGGCCAGCAGAACCAAGGCUUUGACUUUGACUCCUUCAUCGCCAGCACCAUAAAACUGAGCCUGCAGCCAGAGCCCUGUCAGGAGGUGGCCCUGCUCAACGAGGUGGGCCUCCUUAAUGAGCUCAACUCUUCCGUCUCUCAGCUGGAGGCUCCCCGCUCAGGCUCCAUGUCAAAGUCCAUCAGUCAGGAGAAGGAGGAGAAGUGCCUGGUAAACCUUGCCCAGUUAGGCGGAGGAGGGUCGGGAGUCGUCUGCGGGGACGUUGUCCGGCCCGCUCAGCCCUGGGAGAGCUUCGGCUCCGGGGAGAGAGUCGGGGAGAACGGCUGUUUGAUAGAUGAAGCAUGCUGGGACAUUCGCAAAGAGGACCACUUCCAGAAGGAGAGCUCGUACACCAGCUACCUGGACCGUCUGUUCAGCCGGAAGGAAGAGGGGGUCGGAGAGACUGUGGCCUGCUCGGAGCCGCAGCCCUCCGAGGUGAGAGAGUUGGACGAGAGCUUCCUCGGCAGGAACACAGAAAUUGUGUUUAAUAUGCAGCUGGACUCUCUGGCCCUGCCCGGCUUUGACAGCACUGAUGACUUGCCUCUAAAAUCCAUCCAGGCGUCCCUCACUCCCUGCGCUGUCAAAUGCUCCCCACAAAUUGCCCACAAAACAUACAGCAGCAUCUUCAAACAUCUUAAUUAAAGAAAUAUAUAUCCUCCCUCACAAUCUUUGCAGUUUUGUUUUUAUGUUUUUAAAAAAAAAAAUAAUAUGGUAUAUUAUUGUACUUGAAUCAUUUCAUACCUUUUUUUUUUUUUUUAUUAUGGUUACUUUUAAUUAUUAUAUUUUGUUGUUUUAAGAGUUGAGAGGAGUGAGUUAUUAUAUUUAAAGAGUUGUGGUCAUCACUCUGAGCCUUGAUCGCCAGGCCUUCAUGGGUUAAUGUCUACGCCCUCAUUGCUAAACAUGGCAUGUCACUUGCAAACUGAAGUACUGUAGAUGAACAGAAAGGAGAGAAAUGGCUGGAAGAAAGAUGGGUGGGUGGCAGGAGAAGAAUUCUGAUUAAGGAGAUGAGGUUUGGGUGUGACAUAAGGAAGGAUGGUCGACGCUAACAUUGCUGUAGGCAUUAAAAGUGCUUUCAAACACCCCUUCCUGGGAUGGGAUACAACAGGGGGGUUGUCCUUUUUUUUAACUUUUUGUUUAUGACUGAUAUUUUCCCCCCGGUGAAAGCUUCCUUAAUAACCCUUUCAUACUGUAAAUCUGACACAUGAUGCCAGCAGCAACCAUUAUCGUAGGCGUUAAUGUAAAUGUGUUAUCUACCUCAAGGUAACAGCCGCGAGAGACACUCGAAGCCGCACUAGUGCUUUACACACAUGACCAUCCUCAUACCAUGAAAUGAAGUGGUCGUGUAGAUGAAAUCUGUCUCACUUUAGCAUUUAACAUAGUGAGUUGUUUCAGUAAUCAUUAUUUAUUUCUAACAGAUGUGCGAUAUUUAUUUUAUCAAAAUGGUGUUAUUUCAAUGUGAUUAUUGAAGAUUUAGGAGUUGGACAGACUUCCAGUUUCAUUUCGGCACUAUAUGGGCGUGUAAGUGUCCUUUUUGUUUUACAGUAGGAUGCAAAUUCAUCUGUUAUGUUCUGAAACAAGUUGAGGCUUUCCAUUUUCCACCAAUAUUGUUGAAAUGGAUAUUCUUUUUGUUCAUUUUGUUUUUUAUUUAUAGGUGCAUUCUGUCUUUAGUAGGAAAAACUGCUUAAUGGUUUAAAGAAGCGCCUAAAAGUCUUAAUUUUUAUUUUUUUUAUCUAAAUGUAAUGUAAAAAAAUUGCGUGCAUGGAGGCAGGAAAGGUACAUUCAAAAGUAAAGUUAAUGGUGAGUAUAAUGUAUGUCAGUUUUAAUUGUACUUUUUGUUAAAUUUCUAUGUACUUUUUCCAGGCAAGCAUGAUGGAUUAGGUUAAGGUGUAGCAUGUAGAACAUGUAUGGACUUUUUUUGUAAUCAUUGGUUCCCCUGUUCUACAAAAUAUCUCAAAAUAAAUUUACUGGCAAAGA